Messenger RNA from Somion occarium, 3178 nucleotides. The record is from the annotation of a GenBank genome assembly. NCBI's taxonomy places the organism in Eukaryota, Fungi, Basidiomycota, Agaricomycetes, Polyporales, Cerrenaceae.
CUUGAAUCGACUUGAACCUAAUACUUGUUCUCAUUAUUACUCCGAAUAAUGAGGCCCAGGACACUUUGCAUCUCAACUGCCGUUCUAACGAUUUCCGCCGCUAACAUGACUCUAUCCGUCUGACUUGUGACGCCAGGUAUUAAUGCGUAUGGGGCAAUUUCCCUGAUUCGUGGUCGAAGGUCUGGGACACCAAGGUUUAUGGCAUGUUUGACCUAUGUAGUCGAUAUCUUCAGCCUCUUCCAGUUUAUGCACCCCUGCCAAUUUCCCCGAACCACAUGUCAUAGAGCGUGCGGAAGGAACACAUCGGCAUAGCUGACGCUUCCAGCUAAACCGCACCUAUGGCUAUAAUACCUCAGCGGCAGCCGCACUGACCUCGUUGUGUUUAUCAAGACGCUUCCCUUUUGCGCAAAUAUUGCCAUUCAUCGAUAAGAUGUAUGACAGCCCCAUUUUAUCACCAGUUGCGAAAGGGACUCACAAGAGAUAGCUGGACGGAGCCUGAGUGGACGAGCCUGGAAGGAGCGGGAGGACACAGCCUGGGGGAGAUCACCCCUGCUGUUCUUUUUUGCUCGACAUGAGUGCCCGUUCCCCGGGACGCAUUGACCCCUUACCUUCUGCUUCUUAAGCUCCUUUGCGUUUCUUCGCAGAUCCAACCGCCCUUCCUCGCUUCUUCCUAGGAAUCAGGAAUGUCGCCCUCUGUGGAGUCUGCGGAUACCUCGCACCAAAAACGAACAGCUGUACAUGUUCAUGGACUUGCUCUGCUCACGCUAAGCUUCCAGACGCUUGGAAUUAUUUAUUCAGACAUCGGUACUUCCCCCCUCUACGUCUUGAACGGUAUUUGGCCCGCCACUGGACCCGCGCCCUCAGAGGAAGACGUUAUCGGUGGCCUGAGCGCGAUUAUCUGGACACUUACGCUAUUGCCAUUGCUCAAAUAUGUAUUCAUUUGUUUGCAUUUUGGUACAAACGAAGGAGAGGGAGGAACAUUCGCACUAUUCCAAGGUCUAUUUCCCCCUGAAGAAACGGACUAUGAUGCGGAUAGAAACCUCACUGGCGAUAGUCACAGAACCGAGAAGCCGUACAAUCAGUCCAAGCUCUCAAUGAAGCUUCGUUGGCCGCUCCUCGUGUGGCUCCCAAAGGCGCUUUUUGGUACCAGUUUGACCUUAGCAGACGGAAUAUUCACGCCGGCCGUUUCAGUCACUAGCGCUGUAUCUGGUAUAGCAGUCGCUAAGCCUGAAGUGUCCAGCGAGGUUGUACCGAUAUCUAUUGCUUUCAUUGUUGUCUUGUUCCUUGUUCAGUCACGGGGAACAUCCAUUCUAGCAUAUGUGUUCGCACCAGUAACUUUUGCCUGGCUCGUACUCCUUGCUGCAACCGGUAUAGUAAACAUCGUAUCUUUUCCCGGUAUAUUCCGCGCCUUCGACCCCUCGCGCGCGGUGCUGCUGUUCGUACGAACGAAAGAUUAUGAUCUUUUGGCUGGUAUCCUCCUAUCCGUCACCGGAUGUGAAGCGUUGUUCGCCAAUCUUGGUCAAUUCAACAUGUUGUCCAUUCAACUUUCAUUUGGAAGCUUCGUCUAUCCCAGUCUCGUGCUUGCAUAUCUCGGACAGGGUGCGCGACUUGUCGUGGACAAGGAAGCAGUACUAUCAAAUAUCUUUUACAAGACUAUUCCAGGCCCUCAAAAUGGACCGUUGUUUUGGAUCUUAUAUGUUUUUGCCAUCCUUGCUACGCUAAUCGCAUCUCAAGCUAUGAUUACGGCAACGUUCAGUUUGAUCCAACAGCUAGUGAACAUGCGCAACUUCCCACCUUUGCGGUUUAAGUACACGUCUGAAGUCAUCCAAGGUCAAAUAUACGUACCAAUCGUCAACUGGAUACUUAUGAUUGCGAUUAUCAUCAUUGUCGCUGCCUUCAAGAGUCCCACUGCUCUGACAAAUGCUUAUGGUUUUUCUGUAGCAACGGUCAUGUUCGCUACAACGAUCUUGAUUUCGAUUCAAAUUGUAUACGUCAAGCGCAAACCCGUCAUGCUCGCGUUAGCUUUCUUCUUUGGUUUUGGGUUCUUAGACGGGCUAUUCUGGGGCGCCGCCUUGAAGAAGGUUCCCGAGGGUGCUUGGGUGUCAUUGAUGAUUGGCCUAGUUUUACUAAUUAUCACGGUAUUCUGGUCUUGGGCAAAGGGUCUUGAAGACCGAUUUGACGGCAAUAACCGACGCAACCUUCGAGAUAUCAUUAUUCGCAAGGAUGAGUCAGAAGAGAGUGACAUGGUCGCAGUCCGUGUUCAUUCACCCGAUAUUGAAGAUAUUGAGGAUGACCACGACGACCUCGAGUCAAUGAGGAAAUCUGAACGGUACUACGUGCUUGAUGACGUAGGUCCCGGGUCUGGCCUUCGUGAAGUGGACCUCCAUUCCGAGCCAGCACUGGGCUUGAAAGCAAUGACCCGCAUCCCCACCUGCGCUGUGUUCCACAAAUUAACCGCAGGAAGAGGUGUACCUCAUACAUUUGUCAGUUUCUUCCGCCAAUGGCCUGCAUUACCACGAGUUGUAAUUUUCCUGUCUGUUCGUGUUUUGCCAAUCGCUCGCGUCUCCUUGGAUGACCGGUAUAUCGUAUCGAAAGUUCGAACUUUGCAAGGCUUCUAUGGCGUGACUUAUCAUAUCGGUUUUCGCGAUGAGUUCGAUGUCAAUGUUGACGAUAUCAUCGAACGGAUAUGUUCGCUUGAGGCGCAGAGCAGCCUUCCAGAAUCGACUUUACUUAUACAGGAGAUUAGGAAUGUCGCGAAGAGCUCUACCCACAUCGUCCCUCACUACGUCGUCUCGAGUACGCAUCUUGCAGGUGGAAAAUUGACCAAGGUUGUCAACUGGGUUCGCCGCUUCCUCAUUGAAGAUGUUUACCGCAGUAUAGCUACCAUGUUCCCGGAGACUGCAAACUGGCUGGGUUCUGCAGACAAAAUCAUACAUGUCGGGAUCAGUGCGACGAUAUGACGGUUAACGGGUGAUUGCCGUAAGAACACUGUAACGUUUCGGCGAGAGGAGUUUGGUGUCAUUUUUUCCUGUUAGACUGUAGAUUAUUGUGUGCAGGUCAUAGACUGUGAUAUGAGAAUACUAAAGGGUAGGAUCUUACGUCCCCAUAUUAAGUACCAUCCCUUGAAUGUCAAGUAUCAGUUAGGACACGACGCGGGACACUUGUUACACCCUUAGGU